Molecule: messenger RNA, 1454 nt
Organism: Nycticebus coucang (slow loris)
Lineage: Eukaryota; Metazoa; Chordata; Mammalia; Primates; Lorisidae
Gene: TSPAN31
Product: tetraspanin 31
Exons: 6
Coding region: 221-853 (210 amino acids)
Cellular component (GO): membrane
Source: RefSeq, a predicted model, not a curated record
CAGUGACGUAAUGCAGAUUGAUUGGCAUUCAGGCCAUCGACGUCCUAACUUAGCCACGAGUUUCGCCAAUCCAAAAGCCGGGUAGCACGGUGCAGGCGCAGAGGAUUGGGUUUGCUUGGCCUCGAUUUAAAGAGACAGAAGCUGUUGGAGUCCUGGAGGACGGUCCCCAAUAUCCUCCCCCCAAGUCCUUGGGACCAUUUGGGUCCUCAGAGCUGGGGAUAUGGUUUGCGGCGGCUUUGCCUGUUCCAAGAAUGCGCUUUGCGCUCUCAACGUGGUCUACAUGCUGGUGGGCUUGUUGCUCAUUGGAGUGGCUGCCUGGGGCAAGGGCCUGGGCCUGGUGUCCAGCAUCCACAUCAUUGGAGGAGUUAUUGCUGUGGGAGUUUUCCUUUUCCUUAUCGCAGUGGCUGGACUGGUGGGUGCCGUCAACCACCACCAAGUCCUGCUAUUCUUUUACAUGAUCAUCCUUGGUUUGGUCUUCGUGUUUCAGUUUGUAAUCUCUUGUUCAUGUCUGGCUAUUAACCGAAGCAAACAGACAGAUGUCAUCAAUGCUUCUUGGUGGGUCAUGAGUAACAAAACUCGGGAUGAACUGGAAAGAAGUUUUGAUUGCUGUGGCUUAUUCAACUUCACAACACUCUACCAACAAGAUUAUGCUUUCUGCACUGCAAUCUGUAAGAGCCAGAGCCCCACAUGCCAGAUGUGUGGAGAAAAGUUUCUUAAGCAUUCAGAUGAAGCGCUGAAAAUCCUGGGGGGUGUUGGACUCUUCUUUAGCUUUACAGAGAUCCUUGGUGUUUGGCUAGCAAUGAGAUUUCGGAACCAGAAGGAUCCUAGAGCCAACCCUAGUGCCUUUCUAUGAGACUUUGGAUUCUUCUGACUUCUCUCCUAUUCUAAGCUUUUUCUUCCUCCCUUAGGGAAAACCUAGGGUCUACAGCCUUUUUGUUUGAGAAAAAGGGAAGACCCUUUGCUACAUCCCCUAAAACUGGUCAGAUUUUAAGCCUUGACAAUUUUGUCAAGGAUAUAAGGAGCCAAGAUUAUAAGGAAUAGGAAGAAAAACUUCUCUCUCCCCAGGGGAAUAUGGGAAGUUCUGGUAGUGCAUGGCAUAAGGCUAGAGUCAUUCCUAUUUCUACUCUUCCCCUUUCCACAUGCCAGACCACCUCAGAAUGCCCUGGUCUGGCUCCAAGAAUAAACUGGGGAUAGAACUAAGGAGAAAAAUCAAGAACUCCUUGCAAUAAGCAAGACCCAGCUUGAGAAAGUUCAGUGAAUAUAAAAAUAAAAGCCAUUUUAACCCCAUAUUCGAAGAAGCAACUUAAGUUCCUUUCCAGUCUUUGCUAGUCAAGGGGCUUCACUGAUUGUGUAAGCCCUGUAACUGAAAGAAUCUUUAAGGUUUUGCAGGGAAGUUCCUUCUUCUGAGCAGUUUUUUCAAAUCUCCCAAUGGCAAAGUCAAACAAAGGAAGAAA